GUAAUGCUUAUCGCUGGCGGCUAUCGACCCGAAAAGAAUAUACUAUCCAAGUAUGUUGUGUCCAUACGCACGUCCCGGUCGACUGCAUAUUUUGGUGAUAAUCACUUUUGUGCUGGCUCCAUAAUUUCAGAACGUUUGGUGCUCACUGCGGCGCAUUGCGUUGUUGACCGUCGUAAGAUGGUUACUCGUCCGCAUCGCCUGCUCGUCGUUGCUGGCGCUCCGAAUCGUUUACUUAGAAUUUCGACCACUGUUGAACGCAAGGUGCAAAAGGUCCUACCACACAAUCAAUUCGUAUGGAAAGGAGUGCAUGAUAUUGCGCUUUUGUUGCUGGCUAAACGCUUUCCAGACGAUAAUGACAACAUCAAAGUAAUACCUCUGAUCAAUGAUUUUGUCACUCCCGGCACCGUGUGUCAAAUCGUUGGCUGGGGUCAGAUAUUUUUUCGUGGCCCAUAUUCGGCGAAUGCUUUAGUAGCAAAUGUAACAAUUUUCUCCUAUGAAUAUUGCCGAAAAGCCUAUCCACGCACUUUUCAUGAGUCUAUGCUUUGUGCUGGCAGAGAGAAUGAGUGGGAUAUCGAUGCUUGCCGUGGUGAUUCCGGUGGUCCGUUGAUUUGCAAUGGCCAUUCAGCCGCUAUUAUUUCGUGGGGUUCACAUUGUGGAGAAAACGGAAAGCCGACUGUUUUCACCAGUGUUCAUCAUCAUCGUCAAUGGAUCAAUUUUGCAA
Molecule: messenger RNA, 721 nt
Organism: Rhagoletis zephyria (snowberry fruit fly)
Lineage: Eukaryota; Metazoa; Arthropoda; Insecta; Diptera; Tephritidae
Product: trypsin-3-like
Biological process (GO): proteolysis
Molecular function (GO): serine-type endopeptidase activity
Source: RefSeq, a predicted model, not a curated record